AUGGAUACCAAUAUGGAGGACGUAGGCCGAGUUCCUACUGAACUGGCACCAUUACCUCCCUCAGAGCCUACUACCAUUCCCACUCUCGACGGUUGGAUCGAAAGCUUGAUGAACUGCAAGCAGCUUGCUGAAUCCGAUGUCCAGAGACUCUGCGAGAAGGCCAGGGAAGUUUUGCAGGAUGAAUCCAACGUCCAGCCGGUGAAAUGUCCGGUAACGGUCUGUGGUGAUAUCCACGGUCAAUUCCACGAUUUGAUGGAGUUAUUCAAGAUUGGUGGUCCUAACCCUGAUACCAACUACCUAUUUAUGGGUGACUACGUUGAUCGAGGAUACUACUCCGUCGAGACGGUGACUCUGCUCGUCGCCUUGAAGAUUCGAUACCCCCAGCGCAUCACUAUCCUACGCGGUAACCACGAAUCCCGCCAGAUUACCCAAGUGUACGGCUUCUACGACGAGUGCUUGCGCAAGUACGGCAAUGCCAACGUUUGGAAGUUUUUUACCGACCUUUUCGACUACCUCCCCCUCACCGCUCUCAUCGACAACCAGAUCUUCUGUCUCCACGGUGGUCUAUCGCCGAGUAUUGAUACCCUUGAUAACAUCAGAGCCCUAGAUCGGAUCCAAGAAGUCCCCCAUGAAGGUCCCAUGUGCGACCUGUUAUGGUCAGACCCCGACGACCGAUGCGGUUGGGGUAUCAGCCCACGCGGUGCGGGUUAUACCUUCGGACAGGAUAUCUCGGAAGCGUUCAACCAUAACAAUGGUCUAACUUUGAUCGCGCGAGCUCAUCAAUUGGUCAUGGAAGGAUAUAACUGGUCGCAAGAUAGAAACGUUGUUACCAUCUUCUCUGCACCAAACUACUGCUACAGAUGUGGUAACCAGGCGGCUAUCAUGGAGAUUGAUGAGCACUUGAAGUACACCUUCCUACAAUUCGAUCCAUGCCCGCGGGCUGGUGAGCCGAUGGUUUCCCGACGCACACCCGACUACUUCCUGUAAGCUUCCACCAAUAAUCUUGGUGCCGCGCCUUGAAGCAGAUGCGUGGAUUCAAGGUUUUAGGGUCUCCGGGAGUUACGUUGAGCCUAGAUCGCCAUACCCCUGCUAUUACCGAAAGUCAGAAUGCGAUCUAUAGACAUGGCCACACCAAAUAGCAGACACUACAAAGUCACAUAAUGGAACCCGUCGACGGUCUUGUGUUAGGCCGGUACCGAUGGGGGUUGGUUCUGGUCUAAAAAGGAGUCCGACGCGGGACGAAUUUAUUUAUUUGUCCCUCGCCAUGAUGUUAUAGGUGGUGCCGAUUGUCUCUUGGUGAGAGAGGCAUGAUUUUGAGCAACUUAAUGGAAAGUAGAUGCCCAAGCAUU
Hypoxylon trugodes is the source of this 1349-nucleotide messenger RNA. Its product is annotated as Metallo-dependent phosphatase. Gene Ontology annotation, molecular function: protein serine/threonine phosphatase activity. The record is from RefSeq and is a predicted model, not a curated record. Lineage: Eukaryota; Fungi; Ascomycota; Sordariomycetes; Xylariales; Hypoxylaceae. The transcript is spliced from 7 exons. Gene Ontology annotation, cellular component: cytosol. Bases 1 to 987 code for a protein of 328 amino acids. Gene Ontology annotation, biological process: mitotic cell cycle; peptidyl-serine dephosphorylation.